Molecule: messenger RNA, 1593 nt
Organism: Caenorhabditis bovis
Lineage: Eukaryota; Metazoa; Nematoda; Chromadorea; Rhabditida; Rhabditidae
Source: the annotation of a GenBank genome assembly
AUGCUGCCGAAAAACUCGGAAAUGUGUGCUUUUAUCGCUCUCAAAUCCUUAAGUUUCAACGUUCUUCUUGCCUGGACUGACUUCUGCCAUGUCUGGGUAUGUAAUCGGUCGAUGGCAAAUAUGAGUGAGUUGCUCAAAUUGGCGGCAAUAACUAGCGAGCCCCAAAUCGAAAUUAGAUGGCGUCAUCCGAUUCUAGCACUGUGCUUGGCGACGAUCUGUUUGCUCACAAUUGCUGGAAACUGCUUAGUUGUCAUUGCGGUUUGCACCAAAAAGUAUCUUCGAAAUCCAACUGGGUAUCUUAUCAUAUCAUUAGCAUUGGCUGAUUUGGUUGUUGGUUUAGUUGUGAUGCCUCUGAACUCCCUAUUUGAAAUGACUAACCAUGUUUGGCUAUUAGGACUUCCCAUGUGCGAUCAGUUUCACGCCAUGGAUAUUUUAGCUUCGACUGCUUCCAUUUGGAACCUUUGCGUUAUUAGCUUAGAUAGAUAUAUGGCAGGGCAAGAUCCGAUUGGAUAUCGUGACAAGGUUUCAAAGCGACGAAUCCUAUUAGCAAUCCUUCUCGUUUGGGUGCUCUCUGCGUUUUUAUCAUUUCCUGGAAUCAUCUGGUGGCGGACAAGCUCACCACAUCUCUAUAACGACUCGUCGCAAUGCUUGUUCACCGACAGCAAGAUGUAUGUAAGCUUCUCAUCGCUUGUAUCGUUUUACAUACCGCUCUGUCUAAUUCUGUUCGCUUAUGGAAAAGUGUUUUUAAUUGCUACGCGGCAUUCGAGAGGAAUGCGCAAAGGAAUCAAAACAGUCAGCCUGAAAGGAAAAAAUGGGAAACGCGCAAAUACUGAAACGGAAAGCAUAAUGUCUAGUGAGAACGAACCAACGUUGAGAGUUCAUUUUGGUCGCGGAAAGAAAUCAAGCUCGAGCAUGAGAUCCGGAAAGGGACGAGAUUCUACUAGACUUUUGCUCAAACAGGUCUCUUGCAAAUCUUUGAAUGAUCGUGCAGACAAUAACAACAGUGUUCGUCAGCCACUAUUACACAAAGAGACAUCCAAUGUUGAAUUGCUACCAUCUCCUGGACCAUUUCGUGUUCGUGCAGCCAACCUGAAUCGCAACAAAUCAACUCGACUACAAAUUGAGCCCAUGAAUGGAAUGUGCAACUCGUCGUCCGAAAUCACCAUCGCCUCAUCGGGCAAUUCAUCAUCGCGAAGAAAGUUGAACGUUCGCGAGAAAUCUCGCCAAAUGAUGCGUUAUGUGCACGAGCAGCGCGCCGCGCGUACCUUGUCGAUUGUCGUUGGGGCAUUCAUUCUCUGCUGGACACCGUUCUUUGUGUUUUCGCCGCUCACUGCGUUCUGCGAGGAUUGCUUCACCAAUAAGGAAACAAUUUUCACAAUUGUGACGUGGGCUGGACAUCUCAACUCAAUGCUGAAUCCAUUCAUCUAUUCACGCUUCUCACGAGAUUUCCGUCGAGCUUUCAAGCAGAUAUUGACAUGUCAGCGACAGCGAAAAGUGAAGACGGCGUUCAAAACGCCAUUAUCCUUGGUUUUCACGCAACUCAUCUCUGUCACCCAAAUGUGGGAGCAACCACCGAAUACUGUUAUCCAAUAA